CACCUUUCUUUUUUCCUGCUCUUCCUGCCUCUCAGUUCUUCGUCAACUUGGUUCCAAGCGCAUUCAAUUUGAUCGUUGUGUUUUGCCCACGACGCUCCUCCGUCUUAUCCCUGCCCCAUUUCACCCAAUCCAUCGCCUUCCCCUCUUCCCCGGGUUCAGUCCACUCAUUCUGCGGUGUUUAUUUGAUCGGGCAACAACAAGACCUCUACAUUUCAAUAUCUGUGACCGCUAGAGGGAACGUGAUAACUUGCGGCUUUUCAUUCAAUAUCAUAGCUGAAAAACGAUUAAAUCCUCAUUCUCUGGAAGGGCCGAAUAAUGGCCACAACAGAGGGUCCCGCCAGGGCGCAUGAUCGCAAUGGACGUCGGCACCCUUUUUCCAGUUGGAUGAAGCGACUUGCUAGUCUGAAACACUCGACCGAUUCAGGUUCCAACCGUUGGUCUCACAAGCGCCAUGCGAUACCGAAACACAAGAACCGCAGUUCGAAGAACAACCCCUACCCGCUCUCUGGGAAUACCACCGCUGCCAACCCUUAUGGCGACUACGCGAGCGAUGCCACCGCUUCGGAAUUUAGCGCCGAAACUGAUGGGCAGUCUGGCUCUCGAAGCGAACCCUCAAUCGCAUACUCCGGAUACGAGCACCAGCUCCCAGCGACCAGUGCUAAAUCUACCGCGCCGACUAUAUCUACGAACGGCGACACAGCUAUAUCGGACGCAGCAUAUUCGAAGGCAGGUACAAUGGUUACAGCAGGAGGAGGCAUCAGUUCACAUGGUGGAGGCGAAGGAAGCACCUUCUCAUCGCCUGCGCCGUCUGUCCGGUCACUGACCACCACUUUAACCACUGUUCAAUCGGCGGCGCCAUCGGGUCACCUCUACAAUGCACACAAUCACCAUCAAGGUCUCUCUCACACCAACUCCCUCCAGAAUCACGCAACGCAGCAGAUCCAAUUCACUCAUCAGUUUCCUUCCUCGCCAGCCACGGCUGUCCCGCCCCACCUUACCCCUCACAGCCACUCAGUUACGUAUAGCACCGCGACGGCCAACAAUCUCCUUACCGAUAACGCGUCGAUUCUGACACUGGCGUCCUCAUCCAAACGACGGCGCCGUAACUCACUCGAUACCAACGCCUCCGUGCGCGCCUUAGCACCAUCUUCGGUCUUUGGCGGCAGCCGGGAGAGCUUGCCUCUGAGCGUCCUCAGCGGCACAAUUGGCGAGCAGCCGUCCAAUACCCCCUCAUUCAAUGCUCCAGGCGUUCUCAAUCGCCCUAGCUUGGUUGGGCUUGCAAGUGUUGAGCGCGCCAGCGUCUAUUCCGCCUCAGGCGCUACUCCCUUGGCUGGAAAUGCCGAGCGCGGUAAUUUCUACAAAACCGCCACCACGGCCGGCGAUGGUGCGGGCAGCAUCAGUGCAGCCCAGUCACAUAGCCGCCACGAUAGCAAUACAGCCAAUCUCACCGGCGCCGGGAUCAGUAAUGCGUGGCCAGGCCCAUCCCUACAGCAGCAGCAAACAGCCGUAUCGGGGCGCAUCAGCCGUCGCAGUUCAGGAUGGGGUGAGAUCAACGGCGACGAAAGUGACGAAGAAAAGAUCAUAGAAAGAAAACUCGGUGAAAAUGAGCAAAGCCUGGCUGAGCCAGUGAACAGAAAGUCUGGUCAGUAGGCCGAUGGGUUGUGCUAGAAGAUUGGAAAAUCCUUAUGCCUCCAUUAUCUGGCCUUUUUCCAUGAACUACUUUCCGCCACAUGCUCUUUCUAUCGUUUACACACCAGAUGAUCGCAACGAAGUUAUGCAAUGCCAGAUAAGAGAUUUUAUGACAGUGACAUAUUGAUUCCGAAGCUUGUUUCCUUUCUGUUUACAUGCUCUGUAUCCAUUUCCAGCUCUACUUUGCCCGGGUAAUGACUGAUACGCGAAAGGGAAAAGGCCGGGCCCAGUGUAUUCUGUACUUGAGGCGUCUCGGGAGUUAAAAAGUGGCGUCCCCCGGAACAUUCAUCUACUACCGGCUUAUCUAUUAUUUUCAGGUUCCUUAAGCGACGUUCAAGAUCGGGUCAUGGGAGAAAUUCUGAAUUUAUGGGCGGUUAUCUGUUCUUCGUUGGCGGCUGUAAAGAUUGAAUCUAUG
Aspergillus homomorphus CBS 101889 is the source of this 2104-nucleotide messenger RNA. RefSeq lists its product as uncharacterized. The transcript has 2 exons. Lineage: Eukaryota; Fungi; Ascomycota; Eurotiomycetes; Eurotiales; Aspergillaceae. The record is from RefSeq and is a predicted model, not a curated record. Bases 316 to 1650 code for a protein of 444 amino acids.